Messenger RNA from Amoebophrya sp. A25, 3234 nucleotides. The record is from the annotation of a GenBank genome assembly. Lineage: Eukaryota; Dinophyceae; Syndiniales; Amoebophryaceae.
AGAUGCGGAAAAUGGUCUGCCAAGUUUAGAACCUCUGGAGGCACCCCUUCCUACCGUGUACGAAGGGCGUGAAAAAAUCAAUGAGAGCCAAUGACGCGCAAUUCAUCUCCAACAGAAGUUGUAGCAGCGCUUGGUGGAUCAUUGAGGCGUAAAUAUAAGGUGUAAAUGUAGAUGUCUUGACAGCGUGACUCUUUUGUUCGAGAAGAAGCGGGCAUGCGUGUGUGAACAACUUUUAAUGCACGUGCAAUGUGUCAUGCCAUGAUGAUGAUAGAGAUCAUGGUAAAAAUGCGCCGCAGUGCAUAAUUAUCCCAUUUCUGAAAAAAGUACAACAGGACUAGAAGUAGAACUCACUUCGUGAUCACUCAAGGUUUUCCAUUCUUCUGCUUGUGCAGUUCACGUCGCAUUAGGCGUCCUAACUGUCUUGUUUCUCGAAGCUUCCACAAGGCUCCGUUGAAAUUCACCAAGAGCUCACCAAUUUUUGCUUGUUCAUUACAGCAAACAAAACAAACAAAAUGAAGCGCGUCGCUGCUGUUGCUGUUAUCGCUUGCUCCGUGCCAGUUUUGGCCGUGAAGCCAGGAAAAAAGGUACUUGAAUACCAGACUAAUCAUGUUCAGCCGUGCGCCUAUUCUUCUUCAUACCUGUACUUCCAUGAAGAUGUUGUGGUACAUGAUAUGUAGUUGUUGUAGUUUCUACUGAUGUUGGGAAAUAUUCGUAACUCGAUGUUUCAAGUCAAAAUUCACUGAAUCCGUUCAUUCCCAGAUGGUGUGCGCUGCCAUGGCCGGUGGCACUGCUGCAUGCUUCGGUGGAGCUGCUUUGGGCUAUAUUGCUGCUUCAGCGGAUCCGGAUUUCAGGUGCCAUGGCAUGCAAAAGACUGUUCAAGAAUUGACGGGGAAAGAUGUGGACUUCUGUGGCGGUGAGACCCAGAUCUACAAUAAAUGCGUCGAUGCGGCAAAUGCAGUAGGCCUUGCAGCUGACAGUGGCCUUUGCACUCCCGUUCAGGUAUUCAGCAACUUUAGCGUAAGUAUUUCUACUCCUAUUUAUUUUGCCUAUGCAGUUUAUCCGGAGGUAGGGGUGGAAGGGUACCGCGACGGGCGGUUUCCGACGCGAUAGAUUUCUAGGUCGACUGGACCCUCAUGGAUAAUGAAAGCAGCUCCCAUCUCCGCCUCUUGCUUCACCGGAAGAAACACUAGAGAGAUGCAUCUGUGCUCUGUCUUUGAUAGCUGCCCGGCGUAAUUUCUUUGAGGAUAUUGUAUAUGAAAUUAUUCACUUCAUCUCCAUUUAUUGGGCUCAUGACCAUCCAAAACAAAAGAUUCGAACCUGAUAUCUUUUCAGAUGGCGCGUGAGAGCGUUCUUCCAUUGUGCGAGACCAAGGCUGCCGAAUAUGGCGAAGGAUGGAAAGCAUACUGCCGACCGGCGAGCAAUCAGGAAACAAUCAAGGAGUUAAGGCCUUGGAUAAAUCUAUCACUUUAGACCAUAUUAAGAUAAAAAGGCCCAGUAAAUCACAUGAACUCUUCUAUUAAUUUACAAUCUUGUAAACAGAUCAGACUCUGUUUGAAGUACAAGGAAGUCUUUGUCGGAUAGGAUAAUCAUCCGGGGUUCAGGAUUCAGCUUCAGAGACUUCGCGUCUUGUAGACUAGUGGCAGUAGGACAGCGGAGUGCACUUCAAGGGUGCUGCGAUAAAAGCCCUAGUACAUGAACAACAGAAUUACUCUUUUUUUCAACAUCGAUCCAUGACAACUUGGUUCGUAGAAAAUAGAACAAAAUUUUCGUAGAUCUAGGAUAACGCUAAUGCAUGAUCUGAAGGCUUUGGGAGACCGAGCUCACGGUAAAUGCACCGAGCUCACGGAAAAUGCUCCGGACGCCUUGAAGCCGGUGUGUACGCCGUCAACGGCAUUCGCCAAUGCUUAUGCUGUUGGCCAAGAGGCGUACCUCGGUGCCCAAGAGCGUUUCACAAAGAUGCUCGCUGGCGAGAACGCCUCGAACGCGUCCUCAAGCAGUGCUCAGAGAGAGGCUGCGACUGCUGUUGAAGUAGCCGAACCAGUAGCCGAAGUAGAGGCCAUGAACGUUCAGGAGGAGCAAAAUCAGCAGGACCAAGAUCAGAUGGAAGUGGAUGCCUAAAAUGUCCACCAUGGGAAUAUGGUAUACCUCCAUCUCUGGGUCAUUUCCUGAGAAGUACGACACGGUGUUGUAAGUAAUUAUGUUGUACAUGAUAGAUAGUUGUUCACUUCUUGCAAGUCGUGGUUGAUCCGAGGGAGGACAGAAGAAGGCUGUGGGAUCACUGAUUUUGCAGACUUCUCCGCAUAAAACAGCAUACAUGUAUUCAUUUGAAAAUAAAGAAAAAAUCUAGAGUAGAAGAGACUCGUUCUAUGAUACUUUCUGCUCUCCAAGAAACGCAAAGUCUUGAAAUGGAAAAUUUAUUACGAAUUCAAACAAACGAGACUGGUUUAGCUUCUAGUUUGUGUGCCUCGUUUUAGAAAUCAAGAAUGCAGUACUUUGUCGAUGGGGUAUAAUUGAUUGAGAAUAUUAUAUAUCUAACUUUUAAAUACACAAAAUCUUUGUAGACGAUGACUUCAGUGGCGUCGUGUUACCGACAAGCGCACGCGUUCAACAAAACCAAAACAGCAACGAACAGACGAGCUACUCGCUAGCUGCGAUAAGUUUAUUAUAACAAGAAGAACGACACAUACAGACAUGUGGUACAGUACGAGCAACACAUAGCAUAUCUUUUCUGCGAACAUGAUUCAUGAGCUGUUGUAUAAACCUCUAAAGGCGGUCGGACAAGGUAUCGUCGCCGAAUCCCAUGACAUUUCUUGAUAGAAGGCCUAAUUAAACAACCAUAGUGGAAUAGAAGCGAAUGGCGAUGAUGAAGACUCAUUUCUUCACAGACACGGAUGAAUGAACAUGGAUAUAGUUCGAGCUAUCUCAGAGUUGUAGAUCUUGGAGUUCUUUGGCGAUUCGCUAUUGUUCCUUGGUCCAUUAUGGGCAAGCGGUUGAUGCAUGACGUUCACGAUUUGUAAUGGCUGUGGUGUGAGGUAGUGGCCAUCCUGGCGAGACUUGUGCUGCUUGUUGUCGGAUCUCCAUUGCCAUAAGCAAUUAAAGACAUCCAUGUCAUGUUGUAUUAGAACGAACAAAAACAGCAUUAGAAUAAUUGACCGACAAAACUAUGGACAAGGGAUACAGAAAGUGAGCAGCUGCCUUGUUGUGUCUGACGCUGUCUACCCACUAAAAUCGAAC